GAUAGAAACAUUACCUCUUCCAGAUUGCACAGAGGCUUAUUAACAGUUGUGAUUCAGAUAUUUCUUGUGAAAUCUGCCGUUGGGCAUGGAGCCUAGCAAACUCCUCAUGGCUCACUCUAGAUAGACGAUUUACUCAAGGCCCACAACUAAAUAUAUCGCCAGGAAGAAGAAAGAUUAAGUGAUUUUUGGCCCUGGUGCCACUUGGCUAUACACGACACUGGUGAAGAGAACGGGGCUGGCUCACCAUCCCAAAUUUCCCUCCCAACAUUCCCAAGUUAUUGAUGGCCCCAGGACUGAUGAACCCUUUCCAUUUCCAAGGGCUCACCAAGCGAGAUCAUAUGAAAGAUCUCAGAAGUUAUCUUGUGUUCAAAUAUCUCCAGUAUCUCAUCUUGCCAUUCCCCAAUGUCGUCAUCAGCUUGCUGGGCCUGUGUGCCAGUUCAUAUGUCACACUGCUCCUGAUGUCUCCCAACAUUUCCAGGAAAUCCACGGUAGUAUUUAUUCAGAAUGUGGCCCAGGCAGACAUCCUAGUGGGGUUUAGCGUGUUUGCCAUGAUCCAAGAUGCCUCUCAGGGUGAAAGAUCGUCAUGCUCUUUUCAGACAGCCCUGUGGCAAAACUUCCAGACUGCAAAUGCCCACAUCAGCUCCCUUUUGCUCAGCUGUGUAAGUCUGGAGGCCUUUCUGAUCACAUUCCUUCCAGCUGAGACCCGCCAUAUAAGAACGGUCAGAUGUGCCAGGGUGGCUUCUAAGUUCAUCUGGACUUCUGUUAUUGCUGAGUGUAUUGUUUAUCAACUGGAGUGCUUAAGGGACCUCAACAUCACUUCUCUGGGUGCACCCAAGUACACACUGGUGCUACUUAACUCCUGCAAUGGAGCAGCAGCCCUGAUGAAGUCAUUCAUUUAUCCCAUCGGUUUAUUCUUACGAAUCAUCAACGUAUAUCUCUUUUAUAAGAUAUUCUUCAGCAAGUCACCUUGAAGUGAUUCAAAAAGGAGAUGCUCAGUGAAUGGGCAGAGGAAGAGAAACAUGUAUAUGAUCUGUACACUGAGACUUAGAGGAAUGUUUAGGGAUGUCUGGCCCUCCUUAUUGGUUCUAUUGGGUGUUUACUAUGUAUUGCUUUCUGUCAAAGAACAUGUGAAAAGCCUGGAGACUGUGCUAGAGGAGUUCAUAGGUUCCUAGAUUUAGAGCUGGAAGGGAACUCUGAGAUCGAGUGUGGCCUGUCAUCUUAUACAGGAGACAGAGGCCCACAGAGGCCCAUGUGCCCAUGGUCACACAGGUAAUAAGUAUUAGAACCAGGAUUUGAACCUAGGUCCUCUGCCUCCAAAUCUCAUUGUAUCAUGA
Molecule: messenger RNA, 1334 nt
Organism: Vombatus ursinus (common wombat)
Lineage: Eukaryota; Metazoa; Chordata; Mammalia; Diprotodontia; Vombatidae
Product: lysophosphatidic acid receptor 6-like
Exons: 3
Coding region: 282-971 (229 amino acids)
Biological process (GO): phospholipase C-activating G protein-coupled receptor signaling pathway; positive regulation of Rho protein signal transduction
Cellular component (GO): membrane
Molecular function (GO): G protein-coupled receptor activity
Source: RefSeq, a predicted model, not a curated record